Molecule: messenger RNA, 645 nt
Organism: Chenopodium quinoa (quinoa)
Lineage: Eukaryota; Viridiplantae; Streptophyta; Magnoliopsida; Caryophyllales; Amaranthaceae
Exons: 2
Coding region: 1-645 (214 amino acids)
Source: RefSeq, a predicted model, not a curated record
AUGGUAGGGAUUCACCCUCCUCUUAGCCUUCUCUCUCCUCUUAAGAGGAAUCCCCUUGAUUGUAGUGUUGAAAUGGUGAAUCGUCUUAGGAAGAGGAAGAUGGUGAAUGCUCCAUGGGAAGAGGAAGAAGAGAUGGGGAAGGGGAUUGGAAAAGAUGGGAUUUAUCCAAAAUGGGCAACAUUUAUUUCCGCUAUUACCUCCCCACAAACCCCUAAACAGAAGUUGUUUACAAUCAAACAAGAGAGUAUUAGAAAAGAUGUUGAGCGUGCUUUUGGUGUGCUACAAGCUCGAUUUGCAAUAAUUAGACAUCCGGCUUUGGCAUGGAGUGUCGAAAUGCUAUGGAAAAUCGUGAUGGCGUGUAUUAUCAUGCACAAUAUGAUUGUAGAAGAUGGGCGCGAUAAUUACAUGAAUUAUUGGGAUCCAACGAAAUUUUCCACCGAACAACCCGAGAAUCUAGCAGGAUCAUCAAGGAGAAAAGCAACAACUUUCACCGUUACCCCUGGGCGUUAUAAAGAUCAAAAUUUAGUUACAAUGAUGGCUGCACGAGAAAAUCUUCGUGAUAAACAAAUUAAUACAUCUUUGAAGAAUGAUUUACUGGAACAUAUAUGGGCUAGGUUUGGGAGCACUUUUGUCAACUCACCUUAA